Tigriopus californicus is the source of this 2004-nucleotide messenger RNA. Its product is annotated as cilia- and flagella-associated protein 100-like. NCBI's taxonomy places the organism in Eukaryota, Metazoa, Arthropoda, Copepoda, Harpacticoida, Harpacticidae. The coding region runs from base 136 to 1860 and encodes 574 amino acids. The transcript has 10 exons. The record is from RefSeq and is a predicted model, not a curated record.
GACAACUUGGUAGCGGAGACCUGACUGGAUCCUGUUCCCAAGUAAGGGAGGAACCCAUCCCCCUGAAGGUGUUGAGAAACUUUUUCUGCGAUCAAAUUUGAAUUUCAUCCGGAUUAUCGGGAAACUCUGAUCGAUAUGUUCCGAAGAAGUGAGUCCUUGGCGCCCAACGAUGGAAACCCAUACAGUCUCACCCGGCAGGAAAUGGCCAUGUUGGAUCCAAACUACAAGAAACCAAGAAGAAAGAAAUUCCUGAAUCAAGAGAAGGAUGUGGAAUUGAGGGAAAAAGUGGAUCCCACGCGGCUUCAUGAGGCGAAAACGGUGAGCUCAUACCGGAAGCAGCGAGUCUCUGAAGAUGUGGACGAGUUGUGGAACGACAUUGAAUCCUCGGAUGGUGAUUAUGAGGAUGGGUCUAUCUCAGAUGACGAUUUGUGUGAUCCCACCUACGAACUGAUAGCUUUAAAGCGGUCCAACGAGGAGAAGCAAACCCUGAAGGAAUUAGUCACCAACUCGAAAAAGAAAUUCAGAACCAAGUACUCGUUGAUGGUGAAGCAAAACGAGACCCAUCGUUUGGAACGUGUUCUGCGGAACGAAGAAGAACAACUUCAAAAGGCCGAAGCUGAAUUCCGUUUGGCCCAACAAGCCUUUGACCAGUUUCUCCAAGCCAACGAUAGCAAAGCCAUUCAAGCGCAAAAAAGAGCUGAAACGGAAACUCAAGUUCGUUUGGAAAAGGUGGCCGACAUCAAAGGGAUCGACGAACAUUUGGUUGCCUUGAAGAGGGAGAUAAAUAAGAAAAAGGAUGUUUUGGUGGAAUAUGCCACCUUCGAAACGUUCCUCUUCUCACUGUCGCCUGAAGCGUGGCGUAUGGUUCAAUCGGAUAAGACCUAUCAAAACAAAUCCGGUUCCUUCAGCCUCCAAGAUUCCUAUCCACUUCUACCGAAGGAUUCACCCGAUAGUUCCAUAGCCAACAAUGACAUGCCAAUCGACAGCUUGCUCGAAAUCACCGCUCAAGAACUGGGAAUCCCCUUCUCCGAGCUAGCCAAGGUGAAGGACAAUGUGAAAUUGUACUUCACACAGCCACAACAACUGUUGAGUUUGUUUGCGGAUCUUGAAGUGGAAAACCUGGAUCUCAUUGACCAAUGCCAACGAGCCGAGGAUCAACUAGUGGAAGUGAAGAAGAUGACCAAGGAGGUGAUCGAUCGCCUCAAUGAGCAAGCGGCAAAUUUUGAAAAUGGGAUCCUGGCUUUGGAACAGAAGAUCCAAAAUGAGGGCCAAAUAUUGAUGGAACUAGAAUCUUCGAUGACAGGCGAUGAUGAAUCCCAAAGUGUGGAUCAUGUCAAUCUGUUCCACGACAGACAACGAAUGGUCAAGUUUGCCUCUUCAACCCUAGAAGGGCACACUUUUAGGAGCAAAGAUCGGAAGGGACAAGAUCUGUCUCCUGAGGACGAAAUGUUAAUUGUUCUAGAUGAGGUUGUAAGUCAAAUCCAUGACGAAUGUGUGGGUGAAUCUCGCUCGGUUCUAACAACGUUGGAUAAAUUGAAACGGAUUGAGUUACGUAUGGAACAUCUUACCACAGAGCUCGAAAAAUUGCCCCAAAUCAAAGUGAAAAUUGCCCAAAAGACCUGCGAGCGAGAACGACGCCAAAGAGAAGAAGAGACUCGUCAGGAGGAACAUCAACGCCAACACGCGGAGAGGAAUAGAAGGGCAUUGGAUCGAGCCUUGGCUCCGCCAUAUAUUAAGCCUGAAUUGAGGAAAUUCCAGCCCUGGCAACAUCGUGUCAUUCGAAGGAGAAAACCUCAGGUGCAAAAGCAAGACUCUGAUGAGGCUGAUAAGGAGGAUAGCGAGGACGAUUGGUUCGUGUAAACUCAAGUCUCUUUCCAAUGAGCCUAUACCAUCAAUCGAGGUUUCGUGCACGUCUAGCUCUCAACUUCCGAGCACCUCCGUUUCUGGUCCCUCGUGCGGGACCCUGAACUUGUAAUAAACGUUUAUCUCGGACCUGAAUUGAAA